Musa acuminata subsp. malaccensis (wild Malaysian banana) is the source of this 2066-nucleotide messenger RNA. RefSeq names its product chaperone protein dnaJ A7A, chloroplastic. Gene Ontology annotation, biological process: response to heat; protein refolding. Gene Ontology annotation, molecular function: heat shock protein binding; ATP binding. NCBI's taxonomy places the organism in Eukaryota, Viridiplantae, Streptophyta, Magnoliopsida, Zingiberales, Musaceae. Gene Ontology annotation, cellular component: cytoplasm; chloroplast thylakoid membrane. The record is from RefSeq and is a predicted model, not a curated record.
CGUUAUUUGACUCGGCAACGGCUGAAUUCGGUUCGGUGAACACAGUGAACCUGAUGGGUUCGGUCCGGCGCAAACCAACCCGUCGGCAGCGGUACUGACCCUGGACGGUUCUAGAUGAUUCUUUGAGAUAGAGUGACGGAGAGCCCUCCGAUCAAAUCCGAUCCGACGACUGACGUUUGCCUUGGUGCACCAAUUGGACGAGAUCCGAGUCCCUGACACACAUAAGGCUCGUGUUCUCGUUCGCAUUCCGUCUUCCUCCGUCUCUUAUCCCAUUCCUCGGAACCAGACCGAGAGGUUCCCAGAGGAAGGGACAGGCGAAUCAUCGGUGCGGCCGCUUCUGCCUCCGCCGGUUCAGAGGAAACACAGGAGGUUGAAUUUGCCAUUAUUUUCUCCUUAGCUGCACAGGUCCAUGGCAAUUGUACUAUGUAGAGGUACUUAUGUGCCUCAGUUGGGGGUACAGCCUCAAGCAACACUUAGAAAUGCAUCUCCAGGAUCUUGGCCUUGUUGUAUUACUAAAUUGGUGCUGAUGCCUCAAAUUAGUACUUCAACAAGUAAGUAUCUGGCAUCAUCACAUGCAAGUUUCCUUGCCCCAGUGUCUUCAUCUGCUUUGUUUUAUAAUGGGCCACAUUUAAAUUCUAGGCGCAAUAGGGGAGCACGAUUCAUCGUUAGAGCUGAUCUAGAUUACUAUUCUGUCCUUGGUGUAUCAAGAAAUGCUAGUAAAUCUGAAAUAAAAAGUGCUUACAGGAAGCUUGCAAGGAGUUAUCAUCCUGAUGUGAACAAAGAACCUGGAGCAGAACAGAAAUUCAAGGAGAUCAGCAAUGUAUAUGAGGUCCUGUCAGAUGAUGAAAAGAGGUCAAUAUAUGAUAAGUACGGAGAAGCUGGCCUCAAAGGUGCUGGCAUGGGCACGGGGGAUUAUGGCAACCCAUUUGAUAUCUUUGAGUCAUUAUUUGAAGGCAUGGGAGGGAUGGGAGGAAUGGGUGGGAUGGGAGGAGCAAGAGCUGCUCGCAACAGGCCUAUGCAAGGUGAUGAUGAGAGCUACAAUCUUGUCCUAAAUUUCAAAGAUGCAAUUUUCGGUGUGGAGAAGGAGAUAGAGAUUACACGGCUAGAAAGGUGUGGAACUUGUGAUGGUUCUGGCGCCAAACCUGGCACGACGCCAAGCAAGUGCAACACCUGUGGAGGUCAAGGUCAGGUUGUCUCUUCGGCAAGGACCCCUCUGGGUGUAUUCCAGCAAGUUAUGACUUGCUCAACUUGCAGCGGUACUGGUGAGUCCUCUACCCCAUGCAGCAGCUGUGGAGGGGAUGGGUGUGUGAGGAAGACAAAGAGGAUAAGCCUGAAAGUUCCAGCCGGAGUCGACUCUGGUAGUCGACUGAGGGUUCGGUCGGAAGGGAAUGCUGGAAGGCGGGGUGGCCCACCUGGCAACCUGUAUGUGUUCAUCGAAGUUCUAUCAGACCCUGUGCUCAAGAGGGAUGGAACCAACAUUCUCUACACAUGCAAGGUAUCAUAUAUCGAUGCAAUCCUAGGGACUACCAUGAAGGUUCCGACGGUGGAAGGAAAGGUGGACCUGAAGAUUCCUGCUGGGACGCAGCCAGGUACGACCCUAGUUAUGGCUAAGAAGGGGGUUCCAUAUCUUGGAAAGCCAAACAUGAGGGGAGACCAGCUGGUUCGUGUGCAGGUAGAGAUCCCAAAGAGGUUAAGUAGUGAAGAAAAGAAGCUGAUCGAGGAGCUUUCCAACCUCAGCAAGUUUAAGACGGCAAACAGCAGGAGGCAGUAAAAAAGAAAGAAAAACUAACUUCCCCAUUCAUCGGUGGCUGAAAUAUUCCAGCGUCCUAAAGAAGUGGAACAUUCAUGCAAGUCUUCAGGUGAUGGGGAGUGGUCCUUUUAAUACUAAUGCUUACGAAUUUGGUUAAUCUAGAAAUGAUAAACUCAAGAAUUGAUGAGUGUGAGCAAUAUUGCCUGACGUAGGAUGAGAUAUUAACCAAUUUCAUAUGUUUGAGGAUGAUAUUUCAUACAUAAAUUUUGCAAGGAUUUCAUGGUAAAAGCAAGGAAACACUUUUUAAAGGCAAAAA